Molecule: messenger RNA, 198 nt
Organism: Cryphonectria parasitica EP155
Lineage: Eukaryota; Fungi; Ascomycota; Sordariomycetes; Diaporthales; Cryphonectriaceae
Exons: 1
Coding region: 1-198 (65 amino acids)
Source: RefSeq, a predicted model, not a curated record
AUGUUGAACAGAAUCAACAAAUCCCGUAUUUGCAAAUCUUCUUUCAUUCCAAAAAGUACCCAAGAUCGAGAUCUCUUAAUUUCCUAUCUUUUGGAAAAUUUUAUUGAAAUGCUCAUCUAUUCCUAUUGCAAGAGGCAUAGUUUCAGAUCCUGCAAGGUAUUUCCCGAAGACUCUUCUCGUUGCAUCGAAUGCGUUUGA